This is a messenger RNA of Betta splendens (Siamese fighting fish), 3786 nucleotides long. RefSeq names its product histone-lysine N-methyltransferase NSD3-like. The record is from RefSeq and is a predicted model, not a curated record. Bases 129 to 2684 code for a protein of 851 amino acids. The transcript is spliced from 8 exons. Gene Ontology annotation, molecular function: protein binding. NCBI's taxonomy places the organism in Eukaryota, Metazoa, Chordata, Actinopteri, Anabantiformes, Osphronemidae.
AGAAAUCUACGUCACGAUGACGUGGCGUGGGACGCCCCGUAAGAAUUGGUAAAUGGCUGCCACCGUGUUUGAGGUACUUAACCCUAUUUGCUUGUACUGAUGGAAAUUGAAGCAAAGUUCCAGGUGCCAUGGAAAUGCAGAAAAAGCAGCAGACUCCUGAGCAGGAUGCUCUGGAGCACAUAGUCUCCUGCAGGGACAAACCCUUUCUGGAGGAAAGGCUUAUAGAUUCUUUCAAAGGGAGAGGUGUGUUUACCCAACAAGCUAUUGAACCAUCAACAUUUGUUGUUGAAUAUCGUGGAAAAAUCUCUCGUCUCAAAACCAGGAAGUCCAGAAGAAAACAUGAAGAUACGCUUAACAAUUACUUGUAUGAAUUUUAUUGGAAAGGAACACAUUGGUGCAUUGAUGCUUCAAAAGAGGAUAAGACCCUUGGAAGAAUUGUGAAUGAUGAUCACAUAAAUCCCAACUGUGAAAUGAAGAAAGUUGAAUUUGAGGGGACUCCACACUUGUGCCUGUUUGCUCUGAGAGAAAUAUCUCUAGGCGAGGAAAUAACAUUCAACUACGGGACCUCCUCUUACCCAUGGCGCUCAAAGCUUGUGGCAGCUUCGUGCUCUGACGAAGAAGAACUUGGUGAUCCAAAGUCUAAACGUGUCUCAGAUGGGAACUAUGAACCUGAACAGGCUGCUUUGAUCUCAGAUGGUGACUAUAAACCAGAGGAGGCAGGAUCAAGCUCAGACGUACAUGGCUCAGAUAAUGAUUGUGAUAACAAGGAUACAGAAGAACCCAAAGCUGUACAUCAGUCCAGGAGAAAUUAUUGUUACGUUUGUGGAAAAGGUAUGACUAAAAUUUCUCGUCAUCUUGUAAGGCAUGCUGAUGAGGAGCCUGACAUCGCAAAGGUUUUGGCAUUACCCAAAAAUUCAAAGGAACGGAAAAUGUUGCUGAACGACUUAAGGAACAGAGGAGACUACAAGCAUAAUCAAAAAGUGUUGAAGACCAACUGUGGAGUUUUAAAAGCAAAAAGACGGACAAAAACCCAAACAGUGAAUGGCGAAACCCAUACACACUGUCAGCAUUGUAAAGGCUUCAUCAGUCGUACAUUCAUGUCAAGUCAUUUCUCCAAAUGUCCCAAUAUCUCAUCAAACAAGGCAAAGAUCUUUCAUGAGUCUGAAAAAUCAUCAUUGUUUACAGCACCUCUUUCUGAUAUGCAGAGGAUUAUUUUAGGCUUGCCAAGUGAUGAGACGUCAUUUAUGGUUAAACAUGAUGCAGUUCUUAUACUGCUGACACAGUUUCUGUCAGACAAGUAUGAUGGAUGUCAAGAGAAACAUGAGGACAUCAAACAGAUGCUUAGACAAAUGGGAGAGUUCCUGUUGGCGCUGCACGGAAAAUCAAUAUUUAGCUUUAAAGAUGCUCUAAAACCCCAAAAUUUCAGCAAGAUUGUUGAGACUGUCAAAAGCAUCGCUGGAUUCAAUGAGAAAAAGGGGAGAUAUAAAAAAACAGGUGUUGCAUUAACAUUAGGACAAACACUAAAAGAAAUUGCUAACGUUGUUGUCAGUAAAGCGGAAGCUGAUGCUGAUGAGGAGAUGGUGCGAGACACAAAGACAUUCAUUAAAUUGUGUGAAGAAGAAUGGAAAAAUUUGUCCUUUGACAAAAAGGAGAAUCUGUUGAGUCCACCGAAAGUAAAUCGCCCAUCUACGAUACCAUUUACACAGGAUGUGCAGGCUUUGUACAAGUGCCUUGAAACAACUUUAACUUCUGCCAUUGACACAAUUAAAAAGUACGAAAGCCCACAAGUCUACACUGCACUUUGCAGAGUGAUAGUGGCACAGGUGGUUGUUUUAAAUAAAGGUGCAUGUGAGGUUUCAAAAAUGACAUUGGAGUCAUUCCAGAAGAGGGAAGACGCUGCUCAAGUGCUCUCCAAGCACUUUGUCCAAAUAAAUAUGCCAAACAAGACUAGAAGAAAUGUUCCUGUGUUGUUGACUUCUAAACUUGUUGAUGCAUUAAACCUGCUUUUGAGCAAGAGAAUGACAUGUGGCGUGCACAAAGACAAUGGUUUUGUGUUUGCAAAGCCCGAUGGUUCUCCUUCAAGCUUCCUAAGAGGGAGAAUUUGCAUUAAGCUUUUUAUUAAUUUGUGUCAUGCAAAGAACCCAGAGUACCUCCUCUCAGCAAAUUUUCAAAAGCGCAUUGUAAGAGUUUUCCAGAUUCUUAAUCUAGAAAGUGAUGAGCUGGAGCACCUUGCUAAGCUUUUGGGCCGUAACAUCUGCACUGAGAAGAGCUAUUACCGGCAGCCAGAGGCAGCUGUGGAGCUGGCAAAAAUCGCACAACUGCUGUUGGCAAUGGAAGAAGGUUCCCUGGAAAGAUUUAAAGGAAACUCUCUGAAUGACAUCGAGAUAGAAGAUAUACUGGAACCGGCCAGCCCUAAAAGUGAUGAUGGUGCAGAAAAUGAAAGACAAGGUCUUUUUCCUGAGUGGAGUGAAACCUUUCCUAAAGUCUUGGUCCUGCCCGUCCCGGUGCCUGUGUAUGUUCCUGUACCCAUGAACAUGUACAGCCAGUGCACACCCCAGCCCGUUGGCCUGCCUCUACCUCUUCCUGUGCCGUUGUUCCUUCCUGUGACUAGGGACAGUGCUGAAAGCAUUGUUGAUACCAUCCAGGAGAUCAAAGAGAAGAUCCCAUCUGAUCGUUUUGAGUGAAUAUGAAGUGUAGUUAGAGCCUUUACCGAGCUAAAUGAUAUCAACAUCUCUCCCUUCCAGCUCGGAGUCAGUCAAGCAGCGCACUAACAUUUUCUACCUUCACCCUGAGCGCUGCUGCGUCCCCAACAGCCCCCUGUGGUUCUCCUCCACCGCUCUGGAUGACAGCACCAUGGAGGCCAUGCUCACCCGCAUCCUCACCGUCCGGGAGCUGCAUCUGGGGACGAGGAAAGAAGGCGGCGGUGUAGAGAAACAGACCACUGACGAUCCACCAUUUACACCUGACGGGGAGGAAGAUGGGGAUUCAGAGUGAUGACAGAAAGUGAACUGGUUCAGCAGCUUCUGUGUAAAUGUUUAUGAUUACAUUAGAUUUCAUUUAAAUUGCCCAAUAAACACAAAUGGACAGAAUAAAUCCAUAUACAAAUAAAACUACUGCAAAGAAAGACACUUCCUGAACAUUUGGAUCAGAAGUUUCAGAUUUUUAAGUGUAAACUAAGUUGAAAAGUUGGACUCGGGGUGUUUGUUAAACAAUUUGUUCAAUGAUUAUUCAAGUUGUGAAAAAGUGUAAAUGGUCCUUCUGCCUCUUUGGGGCAGAUGAAGGUCCACCCUGACAAACUGUUGACCUUCUGUUGUACUUGUUUUUGCCUGUAGACAGUCAUCAAACAUCUUUGUGAUGUAGAUAUGAAAUACAACCCAUCACGCUGAGUGGCAAACAAGCAGUAAACGGAUUCUCAGCUGUCCAUCAGGCUGUGAUUUGGCUGAAGGUUUACUCAAAGAGCAAGAUGCCAUUUGUACACGCUUGCUAUUAAGAGUAGUUGGUUUCAAACACUUGAGACUAUUCCAAUUGGGGAAAAUGAUCUGAGUGUAUGUCAAAUUCAUAAAGCUGACGUCUCUGUUUGCCCUUCUUGAUUUCAGACUACAUCUUUUUAGGCAUGUCACUUCAUCCAAAGCAUCCUGAGAUUUCAGCAUUGUGCAUAAUCAUGACCCCUGUAUUUUGUAAAAGUAAAGAAAUGCUGUCCCUUCAUGAAGCCCCCAGUCUGUAGAAUAUGGCUGCCACAGUAUUUUUUAAUGUCUGUUCCUUUUUGAAUAAAACCUUUUAAAAAUC